GAAGCUUCGAGGUGACCUGAUUGUGGCCUUGCAGGACCUGAAGGGAUCCUGCAAGAAACAUGAGGAGAAACUAUUUAGAAGGGCCUGGAGUGACAGGAUGAGUGGGAAUGGAUUCAGACUGACAGAGAGGAGGGAGGAAGGUGUUCAGGACUAUAAAAGGUCUCCUGGCCCAGCUCGCUUCAUUCGUUCGUCUUCUCCUCCCUUCACCUCUCCUCACUCUUCAACAGGCUUUGCCAACUCUCCAACCAACAAGAUGCCCAACGGAGGCUGCGGCUGCUGCGGAGGAGGAAGCUACUCCCUGACCUGCUACAGCACCCCCUCGUGCUGCAAGACCCCGAUGUGCUGCUCCCCCAUGCAGUGCUGCAGCCCCUGCUGCAUGCCCGUGCAGUCCUGCUGCAUGCCCAUGUCCUGCUGCUACACCAUCAGCAACAACAACAGGGGCUGCUGCGGCGGCUGCUGCGGCGGCAACUGAGCCCCCGGCCCUGCCCGCUGCCCUCCCGGCUCACCUGUGCUUCCAGACGUGGAUAUGGACCUGGCCACCCCCCUGCUUUGCUUAGAGACUGUAGAUCUCCUGUCCUUUGCCUGCCUUUGGUCACCCGCUGCUCGUGCAGUCGCUGCCCAGCGCUGGGUGGGGUUUCCCUCCGUGAGCCCUGGGCCCGCUGCUCCUCUCCUCUGGGUGUGUGGGAUGUUGGAUGCUUCAGUUCUCCCUUUCCUCCCUUUAACCUCUAAUUAGUCAUGAAUCAUAAUAAAAUGUGUCAGUUAUGAUCCUGCAAA
Messenger RNA from Pseudopipra pipra, 774 nucleotides. RefSeq names its product putative keratin-associated protein 4-16. The coding region runs from base 98 to 472 and encodes 124 amino acids. The record is from RefSeq and is a predicted model, not a curated record. Lineage: Eukaryota; Metazoa; Chordata; Aves; Passeriformes; Pipridae. The transcript is spliced from 3 exons.